Lycium barbarum (goji berry) is the source of this 2070-nucleotide messenger RNA. RefSeq lists its product as uncharacterized. The coding region runs from base 1 to 2070 and encodes 689 amino acids. NCBI's taxonomy places the organism in Eukaryota, Viridiplantae, Streptophyta, Magnoliopsida, Solanales, Solanaceae. The transcript has 5 exons. The record is from RefSeq and is a predicted model, not a curated record.
AUGGCUGCUUAUGAGCAGAAAUUGAAUCAUGCUAGACAAGCCCUUGAAAUAACACAGGCUAAACUAUGCUUACAACCUUUAGACCAACAACUGCUGGAACAGGAGAAGGGUAUUUUGGCUGAUGUAGAGAAAUGGAGCAAUGUGGAGGAACAAGUUUUAAGACAGAAAUCUAAAGCAUGUUGGAUUGACCGUGGAGACUCAAAUUCUAAGUUCUUUCAUGCUCAAUGGAAAAUUAGAAGCAGCAGGAAUGCAAUCUCAUCUGUUGACACUGAGACUGGGAUUAAACUUACUGAUCCAUUACUAGAUGUAACAGAGGAGGAAAUCUAUGCAGCUAUACUAGAUAUGCCAAAGGAAAAAGCACCGGGUGUAGAUGGGUUCCCUAUAGAAUUCUUUACAAGAAACUGGGAAAUUGUAAAGAAAGAGGUUAUUGAAGCUGUUCAGAAUUUUUUCAGUACUAGGAAGCUUGACCCCACAGUAAAUUGCACAGCUGUAACACUUGUGCCUAAGAAGCAAACUCCCACUCAUGUCAAGGACUAUAGACCCAUUGCUUGUUGCACCACCAUAUACAAAAUAAUUGCAAAAGUCCUUACUAGUAGGCUCAAGACUGUUAUUGAUGGUUUGAUAGGAUGCUGUCAGUCUGCCUUCAUUGAAGGAAGACACAUUCUAGAUAACAUCAUUUUCAGCCAUGAACUCCUCAAGGGAUACAAUAGAAAAUGGAUUUCUCUAAGAUGUGUGUUAAAAGUGGACCUCAGAAAGGCUUAUGAUACUUUAGAAUGGGUUUUCCUGGAAAGAGUCCUUCUUGAUCUGAGAUUUCCAUACAAAUUUGUCAAAUGGAUAAUGGAGUGCAUUACAACUGUCUCUUAUUCGUUGUUACUAAAUGGAGGACUCACAAAACCUUUCAGAGCUAAGAGGGGCAUCAGGCAAGGGGACCUUAUGUCCCCUUACCUGUUUGUCAUUGGUAUGGAGGCAGAUAUUAGCUCCAUUCAACUACUUAAUGCCACUUUCCAGAAAUUAUCUCAAGCCUCUGGACUGAAAGCAAAUACUGAUAAGUGUUCAGUUUACAUGGCUGGCAUCUCUCUCACUACAAAGCAGCAGAUACAAGACUUAUUGGGCUAUUCUGCAGGAGAGCUCCCAUUCAGGCUACAAAUGAUAAAGUCUGUGCUCUUUGGACUUCAAACCUACUGGGCCCAGUUCUUCAUACUUCCAAAAAAGGUUUUGAAGAUGGUAGAAGCAAUUUGUAGAUCCUUCCUCUGGACAGGAAGUGCUACUAUUUCAAAAAAGGCUUUGAAUAAGGCUGCUAUUAUAAAGCAGCUAUGGGCCGUUGGUAGGAAGAAAGAUUGCCUCUGGAUAAAGUGGAUACACAGUUUCUAUAUAAAAAGGGGUAACCUAGCAGAUUCUCCCUUGCCCAAGGCUGCAACUUGGGUGGUAAAGAAGAUCUUGGGCACAAGGGAGCUGAUUCUGCAACAUCAAGCUAUGCAAGGUGAUCUGCAGAGCAUACUCUCAGGAACACUCUUGAAUGGGAAAUUCUCUAUCAAGAAGAUGUACGCACUCCUUAUGCCUCACUAUACCAAAGUUACAUGGAAGAGUAUUAUGUUGCAACCUAAUGUCCAUCCCAGAUACAAAUUCACACUUUGGCUGGCAAUACAAGGUAGAUUAGCAACUGUGGAUAGACUUCAGAAAUUUGGUAUUAUAGUGCCACCUGAUUGCAUCUUCUGUGGGCAGACCCAAGAAACACUCUCCCAUCUUUAUUUUGAAUGCUCAAUCACAAAGGGAUUGUGGUGCAGAUUGUUGGUAUGGCUAGGGUACACUAGAAAAAUAGGGGAUUGGAAAUAUGAAGUCAAAUGGAUCUCACACAUUGCUAGACAUAAAUCAGGCCACUGCUCCAUUACUUGCUGCAUUUUUGGUAUGCUAGUGGCAUUGGUUUGGAGAGAAAGGAACCUACUCAGAUUUCAAAGCACUCAGUUUCUUCCUGAUAGACUCUGCAGAGAGAUUGCUCAACCCAUUCACAUCCAAGGCAGGAACAACUUCAAAUGGCAGAGAGCUCUUGCUGCUAUGAAUUCCUAUCCCUAG